AUGCCGCUAUAUAACGCUAACGCCGCCCAGGCCGUGGUAAACAGCGGCGGCGGCAAACGGCAGCGUGUCCCGGAGCAUCACGACCUGAGCGGCAGCGGCUCGUACGUCGACGAGAGGAGGACGCAGACGCAGAGAAGGCACAUGGCCCCGGUGAGCAUCAGCGCGGUGCCGUUCCUCCCGACGGCGGCGGCGGGGGAGGCCACGCUGCGUGCGUCGUUCGUGCGCGAGGAGGACGAACGCCCCAAGGUGCCGCACGACCGCUUCAGCGACGAGGUGCCGGUGGUGUCGCUCGAGGGCAUCGACGGCGUGCGGCGCACCGAGAUCCGCGACCGCGUGGCCGCCGCCUGCGAGGACUGGGGCAUCUUCCAGGUGGUGGACCACGGCGUGGACGCCGCGCUCGUGGCCAACAUGGCGCGCCUCGCGCGCGACUUCUUCGCGCUCCCGGCUGAGGACAAGCUCCGCUUCGACAUGUCCGGCGGCAAGAAGGGCGGCUUCAUCGUCUCCAGCCACCUCCAGGGGGAGGUGGUGCAGGACUGGCGUGAGAUCGUGACCUACUUCUCGUACCCGGUUAAGGCCCGCGACUACUCGCGGUGGCCGGACAAGCCGGGGGCAUGGCGGGCGGUGGUGGAGCGGUACAGCGAGCAGCUGAUGGGCCUGGCGUGCAAGCUCCUGGGCGUGCUCUCCGAGGCGAUGGGCCUGGAGACGGACGCGCUCGCCAAGGCCUGCGUGGACAUGGACCAGAAGGUGGUAGUCAACUUCUACCCGAGGUGCCCGCAGCCGGACCUCACGCUGGGGCUCAAGCGCCACACCGACCCCGGCACCAUCACGCUGCUGCUGCAGGACCUCGUCGGCGGCCUCCAGGCCACGCGCGACGGCGGCCGGACCUGGAUCACCGUGCAGCCCGUCGAGGGCGCCUUCGUCGUCAACCUCGGCGACCACGGCCACCUCCUGAGCAACGGCAGGUUCAAGAACGCGGACCACCAGGCGGUGGUGAACUCCGAGUGCAGCCGCCUGUCCAUCGCCACGUUCCAGAACCCGGCGCCCGACGCGACGGUGUACCCGCUGGCCGUGCGGGACGGGGAGGCGCCCAUACUGGAGGAGCCCAUCACCUUCGCCGAGAUGUACCGCUGCAAGAUGGCGCGCGACAUCGAGCUCGCCAAGCUCAAGAAGCAGGCCAAGGCCGAGAAGCAGCUGCAGAAGAGUGCCAAGGAGUUCGCCGCGCCGAAUGCCAAGGAGUUCACCGUGCCGACUGCCAAGGAAUUCGCCGUGCCGAACGCCAAGCCUCUCGACGACAUUCUUGCCUGA
Molecule: messenger RNA, 1305 nt
Organism: Miscanthus lutarioriparius
Lineage: Eukaryota; Viridiplantae; Streptophyta; Magnoliopsida; Poales; Poaceae
Source: the annotation of a GenBank genome assembly